Aspergillus costaricaensis CBS 115574 is the source of this 2624-nucleotide messenger RNA. Its product is annotated as dynamin-like GTPase vpsA. The record is from RefSeq and is a predicted model, not a curated record. Gene Ontology annotation, molecular function: microtubule binding; GTP binding; GTPase activity. NCBI's taxonomy places the organism in Eukaryota, Fungi, Ascomycota, Eurotiomycetes, Eurotiales, Aspergillaceae. Gene Ontology annotation, cellular component: cytoplasm; microtubule; peroxisome. The transcript is spliced from 8 exons. Gene Ontology annotation, biological process: peroxisome organization. The coding region runs from base 182 to 2275 and encodes 697 amino acids.
CUUCGCUCUCCCUCUUCCCUUUCAAUCCACACCCCCCCAAACAUCCUCCACGCAUUCUGGUCUACACCCCCCUGAACGGACAAUCGCUCUACGGACAUUGUCUAGACUGUUGCUUUCUUUCUUCUAUAUUUACUGCCUUUAUUAAUUUGGAGCGUCCAUCCUCUAUUCCUCGUUGCCAGCCAUGGCAAGCCCAACUACUGGCUUCUCGAUAAACGUCAACGAUCCCAGCUUGAUCUCGCUGGUGAACAAGCUGCAGGAUGUCUUUGCGACGGUUGGAGUUCAGAACCCCAUCGAUCUGCCUCAGAUUGCCGUCGUCGGUUCGCAGUCCAGUGGAAAGAGUUCCGUUCUAGAGAACAUUGUUGGCCGGGAUUUCCUGCCUCGUGGUUCUGGAAUUGUCACUCGGAGACCCCUCGUACUGCAACUUAUCAACAGGCCCGCUGGUUCGCAAACAAACGGUGUGAAGGAGGAGGCCCUGGAGACGACGGAUAAGGAGGCCAACAUUGACGAGUACGGCGAGUUUCUUCACAUCCCCGGCCAGAAGUUCUACGAUUUCAACAAGAUCCGCGAGGAAAUUGUGCGCGAAACCGAGUCCAAGGUCGGUCGCAAUGCCGGUAUCUCGCCCGCUCCUAUCAACCUGCGAAUCUACUCGCCUAAUGUCUUGACCCUCACACUCGUCGACUUGCCCGGUUUGACCAAGGUCCCCGUGGGUGAUCAGCCCAAGGAUAUCGAGCGUCAGAUCCGUGACAUGGUUUUGAAGUACAUCAGCAAGCCGAACGCUAUCAUCCUGGCCGUCACGUCCGCCAACCAGGAUCUGGCCAACUCGGAUGGUCUGAAGCUGGCGCGGGAGGUCGACCCGGAGGGUCAACGCACCAUCGGUGUGUUGACCAAGGUUGAUUUGAUGGAUGAGGGUACCGAUGUUGUGGAUAUUCUUGCGGGCAGGAUUAUCCCUCUGCGUCUGGGUUAUGUUCCGGUCGUCAACCGUGGUCAGCGUGAUAUUGAGAACAAGCGGCCUAUCGCAUACGCCCUGGAGCACGAGAAGAACUUCUUCGAGGGUCACAAGGCUUAUCGCAACAAGUCAUCGUACUGCGGAACUCCUUAUCUCGCCAGGAAACUGAACUUGAUCCUUAUGAUGCACAUUAAGCAAACCCUUCCCGAUAUCAAAGCGCGCAUUUCGUCCUCCCUUCAGAAGUACUCCUCGGAACUGUCACAGCUCGGUGACUCGAUGCUCGGAAACAGUGCUAAUAUCGUCCUCAACAUCAUCACGGAGUUCAGCAACGAGUACCGCACAGUGUUGGAGGGAAGCAACCAGGAGUUGUCCAGUAUCGAGCUGUCCGGCGGUGCUCGUAUCAGCUUCGUGUUCCAUGAGCUCUACUCCAACGGUAUCAAGGCCGUCGACCCAUUCGACCACGUGAAGGACAUUGAUAUUCGCACCAUCCUCUACAACUCCUCUGGUCCUUCACCAGCACUGUUUGUGGGCACCACUGCUUUCGAAUUGAUCGUGAAGCAGCAGAUCAAGCGCCUGGAGGACCCCAGCUUGAAGUGUAUCUCGUUGGUCUACGACGAACUUGUCCGCAUCCUGGGUCAGCUCCUGAACAAGUCGCUGUUCCGGCGCUACCCCAUGCUGAAGGAGAAAUUCCACGCGGUUGUUAUUGGCUUCUUCAAGAAGUCCAUGGAGCCGACCAACAAGCUUGUGCGUGACCUGGUCAACAUGGAGGCGUGCUACAUCAACACGGGUCACCCUGAUUUCCUGAACGGACACCGCGCCAUGACUAUCGUCAACGAGCGUCAAACCGCAGGCAAGCCGACUCAAGUGGACCCGAAGACUGGCAAGCCUCUGCCCCCGCGGGCGAACAGCCCGUCGGUUGAGGUUCCUGUGGACAACACCAACUCCGGUGGGUUCUUCGGCAGCUUCUGGGCUUCGAAGAACAAGAAGAAGAUGGCUGCCAUGGAGCCGCCACCGCCAACCCUGAAGGCGUCUGCCUCGUUGUCGGAGCGAGAGAGCGUGGAGGUUGAGGUCGUCAAGCUCCUGAUCACUUCGUACUUUAACAUUGUGAAGCGGACCAUGAUUGAUAUGGUGCCCAAGGCCAUCAUGUACACUCUCGUCCAGUUCACCAAGGAUGAGAUGCAGCGCGAGCUUCUCGAGAAUAUGUACCGCAACAGCGAGCUGGACGACCUGCUGAAGGAAAGCGACUACACGGUCCGCCGGCGGAAAGAGUGCCAGCAGAUGGUGGAGAGCCUUUCCCGGGCCAGCGAGAUCGUCAGCCAGGUUCAAUAAGGGACGGCGUUGUUGGAUGGUUAGUUUUGAUCUAUACACCCGGUUGCGUUCCCGUUCAGUGAUAUCAUGCUGGGGCCUAUGUUAUGGGGGUUCUGUCUCGGAGGAGUUUAUGCCUUAUGUUUAUACUUUCUUCUGAUGCCAGGGUUCCACGGCCGCAUGUGGUAAGACUGGACGACAGGUUUGACCAAGAUUUUCACGAAUUUGUAUCGCCUAAUGAUUGUGGAUGAUUGUGGUUUUUUCCCCUUUUAGAAUUCAGACGGUUGCAGUUUAGCAGUCAGUGCCAUGAUGUAUAGUAGUGCUGUGCGGCGAUGCUUUAGUACAAUAAAUAUAGAGUAGUCAUGAAACAAGC